Messenger RNA from Tigriopus californicus, 4612 nucleotides. It is a transcript of the gene Remo, whose product is annotated as adhesion G protein-coupled receptor A3-like. Bases 112 to 4482 code for a protein of 1456 amino acids. Gene Ontology annotation, cellular component: plasma membrane. The record is from RefSeq and is a predicted model, not a curated record. Lineage: Eukaryota; Metazoa; Arthropoda; Copepoda; Harpacticoida; Harpacticidae. Gene Ontology annotation, molecular function: protein binding; G protein-coupled receptor activity. Gene Ontology annotation, biological process: cell surface receptor signaling pathway. The transcript has 2 exons.
UUGAGUGUGAAAAAACCUUGUCCAGCUCAAGAUAUGACUGAAAUAUGGGGCUUUAGGCUCCACACCUCGAUGCCGCCCCGUCCCCGCCCCUAGGAUGCUGUCAGAGUUAUCAUGAGUCCGACUCGGCCUCUGGGCUGGUCCCGCCUGUUGGGCGUGCUAUUGGCUGUGCUCGUGCCAGGGACGGCGUCCACGGCCUUCGUGUGUCCGGAUGGGUGCUUUUGCGAUGUCAAGAAGGCGUCUCACGUUCCCGGCCAAAGUGGACUCAAGGUCCAAUGUCUGCCUUUAGUGGCGGAUGUGUCCAUGGAUUGGAGCUCUCUACCCGCCCAAACCAUUCAACUAGAUUUGGCCAAAUACGGCUUGAACGAAUUGACGGCCCAACAUUUGGCCUCCAUGCCUUAUUUGCAAAAAUUGGAUUUGCAGAACAACCAAAUCGCCAUCAUUGAAGAGGGCACUUUUGCCGCCAAUACCGAGCUCGAGGUCUUGGAUCUGUCCAUGAACCAGUUGGAAGUGGUGGCCUCCGAGACUUUUCGCGGUUUGAUCAAAUUGGAGCGGCUCAAAUUGAAUGAUAAUCGAAUCCAAACCUUGGAGGAAGGCGCUUUCCGAGACUUGAAGGCCUUAAAGAAGCUCGAACUGAAUGACAACCCCAUCAUUUGUGAUUGUCAUAUCGCCUGGUUUUUGCGUUGGUUGGAGCGGGAUCUCGAGAUCUUGGGCAAUGCGGGCAAAACUCGCUGCGCUUUGCCCAUUGCUUAUGCCGAUUCACCCUUGCGGAAGGUGCAACCCGAUCGUUUGAGUUGCGCGGGAAUGGGCGGGCCAGAUUGGGCGGUGCCGCGACCGGAGAUCGUGAUGCCGCCUCCCUUAUUAGGCCAGUCGGGCAUAGUGCGGCUCAUUCCGCACGACAAGCAAAUCAGUUUUCGCGGUGAUGUGGUUGAAAUCCAAUGUCAAGCGCACAAGAAGUUUCCCGAGCAAAAAAUUCAGUGGUUAAUUCGAGGCAAUCCCCUGUUUCCGGAUUCUCACGCCAAUAUGAGCAUCUCGGAAGUCGCCAUUCCCGAAACCGAGUUGCACCAAAGCACCCUAAUCGUCAAAGGGGUCCAAGCCGAUCAUUCCGGCGAGUGGGCAUGCUUCUUGGAGGACGACUCCAACAAUCGAGCCAAUUUCCGCUCUUUGAAUGUGUUUGUGGCUUCCCCUAGCACCGAUUUCUGUCCCCCUUUCAGUUCCAAGACCUCCCGAGGGAUUUACACAUGGGGCAUGGCUAUCGGAGGCACCAUUCAAAUGCAGCCUUGUCAAAGACACCUCGACAACGGAAUGAUCGGACUUGCCUUCUUGUUAUGUCGCGAGAACGGCGAAUGGUCGGCCACUGUGAACACCUCCCAAUGUGCUUACACCAAUGAUGUCACGGACAAUUUGCACAAAUUUGCCUCCAUGAACCUAACCCUCACGCCCAAGUUGCUGCUUCAGAGCUCGAAACAAUUCCUCAACUUUACCGAUAAUCCAAAGGUCUUCCAAGACGAGAUGGAUGUGGUGUAUUUCUCGCAAGCCGUCGAGAACUACUUACCUUAUCUCAGCCGGACCUCGGUCGAUUUGGGUCGUUACGUUAUGAGCAUGAUUGAGAAUGUGCUCCACGUCAAUCCCGGACUAAUGAGUCAGGCCCAACUUCGGGAUAAGGCCUGUGCCCGACUCUUGCACGUAGUAAGUAACGUGACCCGUGUGAUCCGGGGAUUCACUCACUACACCAGGGAUCUGGCCAUCGAAACCUACAGCAUCAAGGUCAAAACAUUUGAUGGAGUCACGUGCACGUGGUACAACUCAAACGGUGAUAACGGAAACUACCCACGACUCUCGCCGGGAAAAGUGUUCCAUUGUUCCCAAGUGAACAAAACCGUGCCUUCCAUGGGAAAAGUCAUUCUAGCCUCAGUGGCCAUUCCCAAGUCGAUCUAUCAGCAAAUCGCCCAACUCUCGCCAACCUCCCCUGAUCCAUUGGGAAUGGUGGCUUUCGACAAGCCCAAUCUCUUCCCCACCACAAUGAGUCAUCCGGACUACAAUCCCGUGACUGCCACCGUCAUUGGCGCUCAUCAUAGUCAACCCGUUGGUCUACUCAAUGAACCCGUGAGUGUGGUAAUCCGUAGUGAUGAGCUUCACGAGCCUCAUUUGGUUCAGCCCGUGAUUUGGGAUCCACAGAGUAAUGGAGGAUUCGGCUCGUGGCAAUCCAAGAACUGUCAAUUGAUUCGUUCACAGUUUGGAUUGAUCUGGUUUACUUGUAAUAAAUUGGGUUAUUACAGCUUUCGACUUUCCAAACUGACCGGUGUGGUGAACGCCUCCGGUCAAACGCUCUUCCGAUAUCACCAUCCCUUGAUUUACGUGGGUGCUGUUGUGUGUAUUGUACUACUGCUCGUGUCCACGGUGGUCUUUGGUAUCUCCUUUCACUCGAUUCAGAUCUCCAGACAGCUCAAACACGCCCUGAUCAAUGUCUGGAUUGGUCUGAGCUCACUUAUGUUCGUGUUCGCGGCUGGCAUUCAUCAGACGGAACACCAUCUCACUUGCGUGAUCGUUGGGUUCGUUUCGCAUUAUCUCACUCUGUGUAAUCUCAUAUGGAUCGUGAUCAGUGUGCAUGUGAUCUUUCAAAAGGCCAACAGUUUCCAAGCCAAGCACAAUCGACAGACCAACACGGCUUUUCUCAGACCUCACAAUGAACCUGAUGGCCUUUUACGAGCCCCAGAUCGCCCGCUUCGCCGGCCCAUUAUCCGGUUCUAUUUACUCGGUUGGGGCUCGAGUGCCCUUUUGUGCGGUUUGGUAGCGGCCUUUAACAUCGCUCAUUACACCGCAGGAAACCACUGCUUCAUGAAACUGACCCCUUUCCUUGUGAGCGUGGUCGUGCCAGUGGCUCUGUUAACGGCAAUAAUGAUCGGAUUCUCACUCUCGGCAUGGUGUGUGAUCGCGUCUUCGCCUAGUCAGGCCAGUGAACAUCUGGGAUCCGAGUCUCGAUCUCACCGAACCACGAGCAUGACCAGUGUGGUCUCAAAUCUUCUCCCGGAUCGAGAGAAAACGGUUCGAUCUCUCCUCUUAGCUCAUGCCUAUAUUUAUGUACUGUUUCUAAGUACUUGGAUGUGCGGCUCCUUGUCCGUGAUCCAACCUCUGAAAGGCAACCUGCCUUACGAGGAGUUGAUCUUUGCCAUUCUGUUCACAAUUUCGGCCAUUUCUUUGGGUGUAUUCGUGUUUGUCUAUUUCUGUGCUUCACGUCACGACGUUCAAGAAUGCUGGCGAAAUCCUUUUUGUGUGGCAGAUUACCUUUUUAGUGGCGGUCAUCAUCUCAAGCAACAGCAAUAUCCAGAGUACCCUCCUCCAGAGCUGGAGAUCAGUUCUCAUUUGAUCCAGCAUAAUGAAGGUGCUCUGAAUUCGCAAAUUGGAACGUUGAAUCAUCCCUCAGCGAGUGAGGCGGGUGUAUCCAGGAAUGCCUUUAAUGUCAACCAGGAUGGAUUUCAGAUCUACGACUCCAAUCUGGAUGGAGACUACCGUCAUCAUCACCACCCACAACCCAUCGGAUACGAGAAGAUUAAAGACACGAAUGUUUUCGCCAAAGACUCGGGCCCGGGAAGCGACCAUGCUUCCUUGAACAACGCCAAUCAUCUCAGACGAGGUUAUGUGGCCCCUGCCAAUUCUGUGAUGGCCUCCGAUGCCGACUACGGUUACUGUCCUUCCGGCAACAGUAUUUUCGGGCCCAGCUCCACUAAAGUGAACAAUCUUAAUAUUCAUGUGGACCCGCCCACAUUCAGGAGAGACAAACUAACGCAAAAGCAGCCUCAAACCUCAUCACCAAUGGCCGGACAUCACGGUUUAAGCGAUGAGCCGGAUCUAACCAUAAGUCCAUUGCAACUACAGCAACAACAACAGCAGCAACAUCUACCGCACAAAAAGCUACAGGUCGAACCCGAAUACACAGAAAGUUUGACCAUCAAAAUGGGAGCUCCUUGUCAAUUGGCCAGUUUCACCACGGCUGAUUUCCCCCCGGGGUACGGAUCCUCGUCGGCUCACCAAUCCAGUCCCAAAAAUCGCACCUCUAGUCUCCCAUACAAGACAGAUCGGCACAAAAAGCAACGUUACCACCCAAAGCAUAAACCCGUUCUCGAGGACGAGGAUGCAAUUAUUCGAGCCUCGGAUUUCGAUCAUUUGGAGACCCAAUCCAAAGCCAGUAGUAGUGUUUACAGUAGUCGCUCGGGAAGGAGCAGGAAGCGCCACAAGAAACCCACCCGAAAAAAGCGCUCAAGGAGCGAAUUGGAGGCCAUGAAAAACAAUAGCAGCUUGAUGGGGAGUGCAACGGGCGAGCAGCAAUUAUUGGAGGAAGAUGACGACUAUCUCGGAGAGGAAGAGGACGAGGAUGACGCCAAAGUCGCUAGUCACGAAGUUGAAUCCCCGUCGCCUUCCCCACACGAGAGUGACUCCAACAAGAUCACUGCCCAAGAUAUUCCAAACCGCGAAACCAGCGUAUGAAACCUCCCCAAACCUUAGAUCUCUCCAGGGCUCUCGCUUGUCCCUAGUACAAAAUCUAAUCCUUUCAUCAGUCUUUGUGCAUUUACAUAUUCUUACACACCCAUACCAAUAUACAUAGGAGUUUCAAUGA